UGAAACAAAAAUCAAUGUUUUAAAAUUUAGUAGGUGUAAAGCCAAUAAUAAAAAAUCAUAGUUACAAAUUAUUGUUUAUAAUUAUUUCGUUUAGUAUCAUCGAAGAUGAAAUUACCGCACGUUUUUAUUGUUAUUCAAGUACUAUAUUUUAUAGUAACAACAGUAAAACCACAUCUAAUUUUACGUGAUCACAAGUUAAUAAAUAAUGAGUUUAAUGGGACAAAUAAUUUUGAACCAAUACGAAGGGUUCAUAGAACCCGAAGGUCAUUGGCUGUUGGGAGAAGACAAUUUCUAUGGAAUGAUGGUAUUAUUCCGUAUGAAAUCAAAAGCAUAUUUAGUGGAGAUCAACGCAGACUAUUUAAACAAGCAAUGAGACACUGGGAACGAUCGACAUGUGUUCAUUUUGUUAAAAGAAUUGAAGGGAUUCAUGAAAAUUAUAUAGUUUUCACUGAAUUAGAAUGCGGAUGCUGUUCUUCUGUUGGUAAAAGCGGGAAUGGACAACAACCAAUAAGUAUAGCUAACCAAUGCAGCAAUUUCGGUACUAUUAUACAUGAAUUGGGACACGCUAUCGGGUUUUACCACGAGCAUCAACGUUACGAUCGCGAUCAGUAUAUUGACGUUUUCCUAGAUGAUGUUCCAAGAGGUAGUGAACAUGAAUUUGAUAAAUUGCCACAAGGAUAUACAAAUACGUUGGGUCUACCUUAUGAUUAUAAUUCUAUAAUGCAUUACCCGAGAUUUGCUUUAGCAAAGAGUAGGUUUCGUAGUACGAUUGAACCAACACGUCAAAUAAAUGGGAGGACACCAGGUAUUGGUCAGAGGAAUGCUCUGAGUACCGGUGACAUUACUGCUGCAAAGUUGCUGUAUAAUUGUUCUGCACAUGGUGGGUCAUUUUUUGAGCCUCACUAUAUGAUUAUCCCGCCAAUACAUCCAGAUGAUUCACCAAGAGUUUCCGAUAAAUGCAAAUGGACCAUCAGAGCUGCGGAAGGUGAACGAAUAAAGGUCACACUAACAUCAUGGGAUAUUCAAGAGACUCCCAAUUGUACAGUGGAGUAUGUAGAAAUAAAAAAUGGCUACCAGGCAAAUAAUCCUGUCUUAGCUCGGAUAUGUGGUAAAGACAAAACAGUUGUUGUAACGGCUAGUAAUUUUGUAUCGGUAACAUAUGCCAGGACUCGUUAUGAAAAUCAUCACCUGGGAUUCAUAUUGAAAUACGAGGCUAUCUGCGGCGGUGAUAUUAAUUUAGAAAGUAAUUAUACUUAUUACUUAGAAUCACCAUAUUAUCCAGAGUCAUACGAACCGAAUAAAUAUUGUCAUUGGAAUAUAGAGGCUCCUUACAAGCAUUAUAUAGUAAUUAAAUUUGAUUACUUUGAACUUGAAGAAAGUACUGGUUGUAACAACGAUUUUUUGGAAGUACGAGAGGGUAGACAUAAGAAUGUGUCAAAUGGUAGAAGUUACUGCGGUAAAAAGGAUCGUUUAGAAAUAACUGCUUUGGCGAGAAUAAUUGAUCUGACGUUUGUAUCCAAUGGAUCGAAAGGAGCGAGAGGUUUUUCUGCCGCUAUAUAUGCAAUAUCUAUUAAUAACAAUUUGUCUACUUGAGUACUUCUGAAUAUCUGAAGCCAAUCAACUGUUGUAACAUUUAAGAG
Microplitis mediator is the source of this 1640-nucleotide messenger RNA. RefSeq names its product dorsal-ventral patterning protein tolloid-like. Bases 106 to 1593 code for a protein of 495 amino acids. The record is from RefSeq and is a predicted model, not a curated record. Gene Ontology annotation, biological process: proteolysis. The transcript has 5 exons. Gene Ontology annotation, molecular function: metalloendopeptidase activity; zinc ion binding. Lineage: Eukaryota; Metazoa; Arthropoda; Insecta; Hymenoptera; Braconidae.